Messenger RNA from Columba livia (rock pigeon), 422 nucleotides. RefSeq names its product Purkinje cell protein 2 (gene PCP2). Gene Ontology annotation, molecular function: guanyl-nucleotide exchange factor activity; protein binding. The transcript is spliced from 4 exons. Bases 38 to 364 code for a protein of 108 amino acids. The record is from RefSeq and is a predicted model, not a curated record. NCBI's taxonomy places the organism in Eukaryota, Metazoa, Chordata, Aves, Columbiformes, Columbidae.
CUAUAAGUGGCGGCGCGCGGCGGGGGCCGCACCCACCAUGGCCACCCCGGGGGGGACACAGACCGAGCACGCGACGGAGGGGUCCCCGGCACAGGGGGGCGCCCCGGCACAGGGGGGGUCCCCGGAGCAGGGGGGGUCCCCGGAACAGGAGGGGUUCUUCUCGCUGCUGAGCUCGGUGCAGGGAGCGCGGAUGGACGAGCAGCGCUGCAGCCUGGGGGGGGCCGGAGCGGGCGGGGCCGCCCCCCCGGCCCCCCCCGAGCUGUCGGCGCUGCUGGAGCUGGUGGCGAGUGCGCAGGGCCGGCGGAUGGACGAGCAGCGGCUGCCGGUGCCGCGCCUGCCCGGCUUCGGGAACGGACAGGACUGAGCUCCAGCCCCUGAUGGUGUCACCGACCCCCAACGUCCCCAAGCUCGUGAUGUCACCC